AUGUCGCAAGAGGAUAGCCCCAACCGUUCGACUUCCUUUCCAGCCAGCCCUACAAAAUUUCCAUCGCCUAGUCUAUUAGCCUCUGAUCUGUUGGAUGGUCAGGCAAUUCCAAAAGCUGUGAAGCCGAGUGACGCAAUUACAACAAGCUUAACACUGACUGGAAUGCCUGUUAAUGAUGGGAGUACAAUUGCCUCCUCUAUCAUCACAAAUGUUGCCAUUUCUGGCAGCCUCACAUCUGAAGGUCACAGUCUUGGUCUAGAUCGUAUAGCUGGGCCUACUGGGGAUGAAGAGAUGGACACAUCGAACCACCCAUUAGUGGUUCCAUCUGCUGGACCUACAGAUUCCGUGGACAUCAUUGAUAUAAAAGCGAGUCUCCAGACACCACCAUGUAGUCAGGUCUCUACUAUAGGGCAACCGACACCCGAAUCCUCUGGUGCACUGACGAUUCAGGCAAGAGGGGAAAUAAAAUUGACAAAUAGGCAGUCUGGCGGAAUGGAGCAAGUGAUCCCCUUCUCUCCUAAACUUCAGGAUCCUUUAAUCCCAAGCCUUCCGUUGGACGGGAACAUCUUUACAGGAGACCAAACUGCCUGGCCAAAAGACAAACUAACUGAACAGCGGCUAGAAGAAGCUCAGACCCAAAGCCGGCCAGCAGAGACAGUAGAAGCAAAAUUUGAGGCAGAAUCAAAACUGAGCUUUUUGGAGGCACCGGAUAUGAUGAUGAAUCGGAAUCAUUUAAAAGUAGUGAUUGAACAGUUGGAAGGAAGCAUUAUGAAACGUAUGGAAGAGGAAGCGAGUAAGUAA
Protopolystoma xenopodis is the source of this 801-nucleotide messenger RNA. NCBI's taxonomy places the organism in Eukaryota, Metazoa, Platyhelminthes, Monogenea, Polystomatidea, Polystomatidae. The record is from the annotation of a GenBank genome assembly.